Vitis riparia (riverbank grape) is the source of this 1710-nucleotide messenger RNA. RefSeq names its product probable serine/threonine-protein kinase PBL8. The record is from RefSeq and is a predicted model, not a curated record. Gene Ontology annotation, molecular function: protein kinase activity; ATP binding. Gene Ontology annotation, biological process: protein phosphorylation. Bases 168 to 1466 code for a protein of 432 amino acids. The transcript is spliced from 6 exons. NCBI's taxonomy places the organism in Eukaryota, Viridiplantae, Streptophyta, Magnoliopsida, Vitales, Vitaceae.
AACUGGGAAAGGUUCAAGUGGGUGGUGGUAGAGAGAGGGGACGACUCUCACUACCCCAAGAAUGAAACUCGCAGUGACAGAAAUACACACCCCACGCUCCACUCAACAGUUCCCAGAUCAUCUCAACACCCACCACCACCACCUCCGCCACUCCUCCUCCUUCCACCAUGGGCAACUGCGGCAGCACUGAGGAUAACCCUGUCGUUUCUCACGCUCAAGUUCAGCAGCUCCACAUCCUCUCUUCCUUGUCUGUCAAAGAUGCUGCUCCCAAUUGUGGAAAGAAGCACAGCCGCUCUGUCUCAGAUCUGAGCGAUCAUCACUCCACUCCCCGCAACCUUGACGACUCCGGCAAGAACUCACUCCUCUACACCCAUGUCAUUGCUUUCACAUUGUUCGAGCUCGAGACUAUCACCAAGAGUUUUCGCUCUGAUUACAUUCUCGGUGAGGGAGGAUUUGGCACUGUGUACAAGGGUUACAUUGAUGAGAAUGUUAGGGUUGGGCUCAAGUCCCUCCCCGUUGCUGUCAAGGUUUUGAACAAGGAGGGAUUUCAGGGUCAUAGAGAAUGGCUUACGGAGGUGAACUUUUUAGGGCAGCUGAGGCAUCCCAAUCUGGUGAAGUUGAUAGGGUAUUGUUGCGAGGACGAUCACCGGUUGCUUGUGUACGAGUUUAUGUUCCGAGGAAGCCUCGAAAAUCACUUGUUUCGAAAAGCGACUGUCCCAUUAUCUUGGGCAACUAGGAUGAUGAUUGCUCUGGGUGCUGCGAAAGGGCUUGCUUUCCUCCAUAAUGCUGAAAGGCCUGUAAUCUAUCGGGACUUCAAAACGUCUAAUAUAUUAUUAGACUCUGAUUAUACAGCCAAGCUUUCUGACUUUGGGCUUGCAAAAGCUGGACCACAAGGUGAUGAGACCCAUGUAUCAACUCGUGUAAUGGGUACCUAUGGUUACGCUGCACCCGAAUAUGUAAUGACUGGCCACCUGACUGCCAGGAGCGAUGUGUACAGCUUUGGAGUUGUUCUUCUAGAGUUGUUGACGGGAAGGAAGUCAGUUGACAAGACCCGACCUAGCAAGGAGCAGAGCUUGGUUGAUUGGGCCCGGCCUAAACUGAAUGACAAGCGAAAGUUGCUUCAAAUAAUAGACCCUAGAUUGGAGAAUCAGUAUUCUGUAAGGGCAGCACAGAAAGCAUGCAGUUUGGCAUACUAUUGCCUGAGCCAGAACCCUAAAGCAAGGCCCUUAAUGAGUGAUGUAGUGGAAACUUUGGAGCCAUUACAAGAUAGUAGUGGUGGCACAAGUGAAGUUUCGUCAUCUACUAAGAACCUGUCAGUUGGUAGUGGUGGUCCUUUUGCCAAGGCAGGAAUGUCUGAUUACCGAAUGCAACACAGAUUUGCCAACAAAGUUGGGGCUGGUGCUGUUUGUCGGUCUCCAAACCCCAAUUGUUCCCCAGGUGGCCCUGCUGCAUGCAGGGUUAGAUGAGAAACACCACCUAUUUGUAUACUUGUUUGGUGUGUCUUUCCUUCCUCUUCCCUUUGAAAAAUGACAAAAUUUUCCUUGUUAAAACAUGUGGGUAAAUUCGCUUCUUUGUGCUUCAUGUAUAUGGUAUCAUGGUGACCCCAUGCCCCUUUUGUUUAAUGAUGUCCUGGCAUCAUGCUGGUUUCAAUGUACUGAUGUUCAUUUUCCAUUUGAAUUUAUCAUGUAAAAAUGCUAAUCUUCUAUAGAA